AUGUCUUUCUUCUUCAACCCAUACUCUUCCCCAUACACUCCAUUGUAUGAUUUCGUUGAUGACAUUGCGGAUGCAGUUGAUCAGGUCCACCAGGCAAUUGGCCAGACUUCAAACAAGAGAGGAAACAGGAAGUCCUUGAAGCCAGAUGACAAAAAGGCUGUUGCUAAAGCCCCAAAGCAAGGCGCUCCGGCAAAGAAGGGUGACCAGGAAAAGCAGAAUUCACUACUUUCAUUCUACAACGAUCCAUUCUUUGGCUCCGCCUUUGAUGAGGACACGUUCAUUCCAGCAUUAGAUGUGCACGAAAACGAGAAAUCUUACACUCUAAAGGUUUCUGUUCCAGGUGCUGCAAAGGACCACUUGGAUAUCAACUUCGAUAAGGACAGUCACUUGUUGAGCAUCAAGGGUGAAAUUCCAGAGACCAAGAAUGAGGAGAAGGAAGGUGACACUGUUGUGCACAGUGAGAUUCAAUAUGGUAAGUUUGAGAGGUCUUUGACUUUACCACAGAAUGUCGACGGUGAAAACAUCAAGGCAGGCUUCCAGGAUGGUAUUUUGACUUUGCAGGUUCCAAAGGUUAAGAACUCGCAGAACGUCAAAAAGAUCUCCAUCGAUUGA
Messenger RNA from Brettanomyces bruxellensis, 612 nucleotides. RefSeq lists its product as uncharacterized. Lineage: Eukaryota; Fungi; Ascomycota; Pichiomycetes; Pichiales; Pichiaceae. Bases 1 to 612 code for a protein of 203 amino acids. Gene Ontology annotation, biological process: response to heat; response to hydrogen peroxide; response to salt stress. The record is from RefSeq and is a predicted model, not a curated record. The transcript has a single exon.